Molecule: messenger RNA, 846 nt
Organism: Klebsormidium nitens
Lineage: Eukaryota; Viridiplantae; Streptophyta; Klebsormidiophyceae; Klebsormidiales; Klebsormidiaceae
Source: the annotation of a GenBank genome assembly
CAUCCACCUUUGCUUCCCCUUGUUCUAGUUGCUGAAGCACAGCCCUGCUGCCAGCAGCAGCAAAGAAAGCUCUUCAGACUUCAUUUAAAUUUUAGCUCUUUAAAUUUGAACAUUGCCAGCAGAUUGGGAGGAUCUUGUGCCUGAUGAAGUUGAAAGAUUUCCUCCAAGCCGUGAUGGUGGUGGUGCAGUAAUGGCGAUCAGGGACAUGAGGGCACGCUUGCAGCUUUGCAAUCCCGAGAUGUAGAUGUUGCGCUACUUGUCUGGCGCAAGAUGGGGCUGAAAAGAUUGGCGGACAGGUUGAAGGUAGAUCCAAAGAAGUUGAAAAAGCAGGAGAUGCCAUGCUUUACCGAGUUGAUGCGGUUUUUUGGCGCCUUGAAAAAAGUUGGAUAUGAUGCAGACAAAUGCCAGGCCGAGAAAGUUGCCUUGCAGGAGGCAAUCAAUGAAAUGGAUACAAGGAAAGGUCACAAGGAUACAAUCAACUACCACCUUCAGCGGAUAGCAAAAGACAUGGGCAUCAGGCGGUGAGCCCGCUUUGGCAUCCAAAUUGUGGUUUAAGCGUCCAUGGAGAGGUUGCGACUGUCGGCACAAUGGAGAAGUAAACUUUGAGAGUCUGAUUCAAGUCGGGAAAGGUCAUCAGGGGUGGCCGAUCCAGAACGAGCUACGAAGCUGACCUUGGAGUAAUAAGAAAGAUACAUGUUACGGAUGAAAUUCGUUUGACAGUGUCGAUCAGACCAAGAAAUGGUUUGAGUAUCCAUUCAGUCGAUGAACUUGGAAUAAUCGAUUGUUGCUGCAUGGGGAUCGUGAGUGCCUUGUUUCGCUCGGCAGGCACAUAUGUUGAUGAUGGCA